AUGUCAGCGACAGCCGGUAAUACCGAUUCUGGAUUAAGUGGACAACCUAGUGGUGAUAUUGACAAACAAAAAGGUCCUGCAAGUGGUAGCAAUGCUGAAUCAGCAGGUGGUACUCUUGGUACAGCAACAACAUCUGUAAAAGGUGAAAGUUCCUCAUCAAAUCAAGAAUUGCCUGGUCAAAGUGGCUUAAAAGAAAAUAAAGGUGAUAAGGCUUAA
Rotaria sordida is the source of this 216-nucleotide messenger RNA. The record is from the annotation of a GenBank genome assembly. NCBI's taxonomy places the organism in Eukaryota, Metazoa, Rotifera, Eurotatoria, Philodinida, Philodinidae.